AUGAUAUCGGAUUCAACUUGGACGUUGCGGGUUGAAUUCCAUGAUCCGAAACCAAUUCCCGGAUCCGUUAUCACUUGCGCUACCAUUCCGCGCGUUAGCAAUGAGCAUCACCGCGCCCCAUUCCUCGCUCUCGCUCUUCGCUCUUCGCUCUUCUCUGCGUGGAAGAUGCUACAGCCGCGCUGCAUCGAUGUCUGCGGGAAUCCCGUACUCCCUCGGCCUUUUCUAGGGCUUCGAACGGGAAACCAUCGAUUCCCUGCUGCCAAUUCUGGGGUUCGUGUUUCUCCUAGAUUCUCUUGCCGCUUCUCUGAGCCUAGGAAAGGAGGGAGAGGAAGUUUGGUCAAGGGAAAGAAGAAAGAGAACGUUUGGAGCAUUGACAACGAGCUCUCAACAAGGGAAGCGGUGGUGGAGGGGAAGAAAUCAUCACGCAGGCGGAGAAGGGGGAGGCCCAGCGGGCGCGUUGUUAGAGAUUCUAGGGUUUUGAUCUCGGGCUCUAUGCUUGUGGAGAUUGAGAACGUGCUCCAGACGCAGGAGCCUGUGAUCAAACCAGCAUGGAGUACAUUUGCAAGUAGUGUCAGUGGGAUAUGGAAGGGUGUUGGAGCUGUGUUUUCGCCAUUCACUGCUGAGAUGGAACCCAUUGGAAUAGGGAGACAGAAUGAGAAUCUCUAUGAUUGUUACACUCAAUCCCGUGUAGAAAGGGUGGCCGCUGAGGAUGGUUUUUGUCCAAUACGGAGUGUAACCAAUUGGGUGCCUUUGAAUCCUUUCGGUGAGAUGCAUAGGCACGUUGGAAAAAGCAGUGGUGCAAAAGAUAGUUCCGGGACUUCUGCUACUGUGGAGGAGAGUUAUGAUGUAGUUCAUGAUGGUCAUGACUUGCCUGCUUUUGAGACAUUUGACUUUGGAAAUAGUGAGUUGUUGCAAGAAGAUUUGAUGGGCAUGGAGCCUGGUCUUGUAUUCUUUGAGGAUGGAUCAUAUUCAAGAGGUCCUGUGGAGUUACCUGUUGGAGAAUAUGAUGAAUCUAAAUACUUCCUUUCUCCAACAUUUAAAUUUGAGCAGUGCUUGGUGAAAGGUUGCCACAAGAGACUGCGUAUUGUUCAUACUAUUGAGUUCAGCGAAGGAGGAUCAAAUAUACAGAUAACAAGGGUUGCCGUUUUUGAAGAACAGUGGAUUAGUCCAGCCAAUUUCUAUGAUGAAAAUGACGCAAGCUUUGAUCUGAAGCCUAUUUCGCAACGUAAACGAACCCAACCAUCUGAGCUGAUAGGUUCUUGGAAGGUAUUUGAGGUGAGCGCAACACCUAUAUUCAGUGAAGAGGUACCAGUAGAAGAAGGUGGGCUGCCUUAUGUGUAUCUAUGUACAGAGACCUUAAAGAAGAGGAGGCUGCCAGAGAGUGCUUUGUACUUUGGGGAGGAAGAAAUACAUGACUUGCAGAAUGUGACUAUCUUAUGGCUACCGGGUGGUGUCACUGGAUAUGUAGAUGUAACUAAAGAUGGGACUCUCUGCAUAGGAGUUGGGUGGUACUCAGACGAAGGGAUUAACCUUGUGAUUGAGAGAGACUAUGGCAUUGAUGGAAAGCUCAAGGAGGUUAGAUCCAAGUCUGAGGUCAAGAGAAGAUGGACAGACCAUUUGCCAGCAUAAGAUCGGCACCUGUUUAUCUGUUACAUUAUGUUUCCCGCACUUUUUUUUCUUGGUACAAUUGCUUCUGAUGCCAUAUGUAAUACAGCACACCAUCUGUUGAUAUUGGAUAAAGAGAAACUGAGUGGGAUGCUAAGAAAACCCUGUUACAUGAAUGCUUCAUUAUAGUCUUUAGCUCAACGUUUAUUUUUCUA
Dioscorea cayenensis subsp. rotundata (Guinea yam) is the source of this 1820-nucleotide messenger RNA. RefSeq lists its product as uncharacterized. Bases 1 to 1629 code for a protein of 542 amino acids. The record is from RefSeq and is a predicted model, not a curated record. The transcript has 5 exons. Lineage: Eukaryota; Viridiplantae; Streptophyta; Magnoliopsida; Dioscoreales; Dioscoreaceae.